AUGCCCUUUCCUCGAACGUCCUUCCCACGUCUAUUUGCCCUGUGCAUCCUAUUUUUCGUUAUGGUCCAUGCAGCGAUAGCCAGUCCGUUGGUUCGCCGCACUGUUUUUACAGAUGACCGAGUUGAACACCUAGCCCUUACUAUUGUUCGCUUCCCGACAGCCGGUGGCAGACCCAUCGCGCCGGAAUUUCCCUUUGAGUCGAGACUCCAAGAAUCUAUUUCUUCCUCCGAAAUUUUGAGGCUUUGCAUUCACACACUGUGUUUAUCCCCCGAGGUAGAUACAGCUGGGAAACUCGAAAUAAAAGAGAGUACUUGGUCACAGAUAGAGGCUACAGAUGCUUUGACACUCGGGUGGGUCUCUUUCUAUGACAAAAGGGAGAGGGACAAGGUAGUGGAUACUGUGCGAAACCACGUUAAGCCGGAGUUCAAAAAUAGCUUCGAUUAUGUGGAAUCAGCGAUUGUACUUUUGAAGGGGAUGUCAAGAAAGUAUAUGUUCGAGCAGUGUCAGGGGAAGGUUAUCUGGGAAUCUUAUUGCAAAGCCCGCAAGGCGGCGGGUCGAAAUGGUACAUAG
Molecule: messenger RNA, 570 nt
Organism: Lentinula edodes (shiitake mushroom)
Lineage: Eukaryota; Fungi; Basidiomycota; Agaricomycetes; Agaricales; Omphalotaceae
Exons: 2
Coding region: 1-570 (189 amino acids)
Source: RefSeq, a predicted model, not a curated record